Messenger RNA from Coffea arabica (coffee), 1101 nucleotides. RefSeq lists its product as uncharacterized. NCBI's taxonomy places the organism in Eukaryota, Viridiplantae, Streptophyta, Magnoliopsida, Gentianales, Rubiaceae. The record is from RefSeq and is a predicted model, not a curated record.
AAUAGGGAAAAGAAACAAACAAACAAAGGAUUAAUCACCUACCGAUCUACUGAAAAGUCCAUGCAUGGUAUAUAAGCAAAUGCAAAUUGGUAAUUAAAAUUGUAUACCCUAAAGGUCCACCAACCCCACCUCCAACGCCUUUAAUCAAGCCAAGACUAUGCCUAUCAUGAUGACCAUGACCCUUAUCCUUCCCCAAUCUAACUCCAUCUAUAUAAAUAGAGUUCAACACUCAGCACAUGAGAAAGAAAAAAAAAGGGAAUUUUCACAAUCACUUUUUUGGGUAGUAUGGCAGUGGUGGAUGAUUCAUUUAAGAAGCCAGGGGCUGUUCCAUUCAAGUGGGAGGUCCGACCCGGACUUCCAAAGGCCCAACUCCAACAACCCGAACAAUAUGAACAAAAAAGAAGAUCUUUUCAUUGCAGUCCUUCAUUUGUUCUCAGACAGCAGCUGCAGGAACAACUAAAGGAGGCAGCAAACAAUACUUCAGAUUAUGGUGCAUUGCCUGACACUCCAACAAAACUUGCACCUCCACCUGCCGGAUUCUGCUUUCAGGCGGAGCCCCGUACCCGAUCCUUUCCGUCCCCUUCUCGAACCCGUUCGGAGCGGUACCAUUUCAACAACUCCACUCUCGCACAACCCGAGAAUGUAUUAUCCAGUGGAUGCUUUCCAACAUCUCCUUUUCUCAUCAGCAUGAAGAAUGAUAGAAAGAAAACAAAGAAGCAGCACAAGCUUAAGGUCCGACCUGAGUCCAAGUCCGAACCUGACAGUGCUUCGGAUCUUGGAAAGUUGUCCCCUUGGUCAGUUUCAAGUAGAGCGUCCAUGUCUCCUUUCUGGGAUUCUCCAUUUUCUUCUUCAUUUUCAUCCCGCCGGUCAUCACCCCGGCCGGUGAACGAUGCCGAGUGGGCUGGCUUUGGGCUAUUUUAGAGGAAGAAUUAUAGAAAUAAAUACAUUGUAUUUGUGGGGAGCAUUUUUAUCACAUAUCAGUAUUGGAUAUAUAUUAAGAUCUUAUUAGUUUCCAUGUAUAGCAUUGCAUAUUAAAAAUGUCACACUUACUUCGUUUCUUACUCGUAGUAAAACUUUGGAAUAGAAUUUUCAUUUACCAAA